AUGCCCCUCUGGCAAAUCUACCACCCACCCGGCACGUUCGAAGACAAUGCCUCAAAGCAAGCCUUCGUCAAAGACAUCACCGAAAUGUAUACCUCCAACGGCCUACCUGCAUUCUACGUGGUGGUCCAUUUCUACAAGAUGGACAACAGCAACGUUUACCUGGGCGGGAAAUCGGUGACCGAGAACGAGAAACCAUUCGUGCGAGUUGUCAUCACACACAUCGCCGUCCACCUGCCAGAUUCAGAUGCCGUUUAUCUUCGAACUGGCUCCCGCCUUGACAAGAUUAUGAAGCCUCAUAUCUUGGACAAGGGAUACGAUCUUGAGUACCAUGUUGAAGAAACGGAGCGGCGACUUUGGAAGAUUAAUGGUCUGAUUCCGCCACCAUGGAAGAGUGCCGAGGAGCAGCUUUGGGUGAAGGAGAACAAGCCCUUUCCUUAUGAGGGUGCAUAUCCCCCUGGAUCUGGACAGGCUGCGGUGUGA
Penicillium brasilianum is the source of this 480-nucleotide messenger RNA. NCBI's taxonomy places the organism in Eukaryota, Fungi, Ascomycota, Eurotiomycetes, Eurotiales, Aspergillaceae. The record is from the annotation of a GenBank genome assembly.